Molecule: messenger RNA, 4584 nt
Organism: Dicrocoelium dendriticum
Lineage: Eukaryota; Metazoa; Platyhelminthes; Trematoda; Plagiorchiida; Dicrocoeliidae
Source: the annotation of a GenBank genome assembly
GCGUGCUCCCCAAUCACAUUCGACAUUUAUUAUGUAUUGCCACACCGCUGGAAAUAUUCAUCCUUGGAAUGACUUAUUCCGUCAACCGGAGCGGUAACCAAUCCAGCCAGUCAGUACCGCAAGUUAUGCCAGAUCCACUCUACUGUUUGCCCACGGACAACCUCACUUUGGUUUGUUUCGAGGCAACCGAAAACGGAAGAAUCUUUUUCGGUACCCAAGAAGGCUCGUUACUAGAGCUGGACUAUGGUCCUAUUCCUGGAUGGAAUGGGGACUGUGUUCACCCUCUCCCCAAUGGUCGAACUGGACCGUGCACGCUUGUUAAUCAUUCAACAUCCGCUCUCAGCAUACUCCUUCCUUCGCUACUCACCUCCGGCUUCCGGUCUAUAGAUCCUAUCCACCAGCUGGCCUGUGAUCCCGUUCGGCAUCUGAUGUACUCACGCACGGAGGAUUCAAAUCUGACUGUGUACGAUUAUGCCGGAAAGACAGGUGCGGUUUCAAUGCGCAGUCCGUUUUCCCGGCUGGCUCACCUCUCCGGUGCCGAUCUGGCAUACAGCGCCUCCUCCGUGGUCCGAUCGGUUGACAAGAGCCAAUUCCGCAGCAUUGUGUCAAUCAUUCCACUGUCCAGUGGCUUCUGUCACCUGAUGGCUGUAACCAAAACAGGCAUCCGGUUGUACUUUGGCGAACAUCUACGUCUUCUACACAUUCGGUUACCACCGGCAUCCCCGUACGGGCGUGGGGGACUAGGUGAGGUGAAAUUGGUCGCCGAGACUCGUGGCACUGUGGUGUUCAUCUCAACUCUUCCACCCGACGUCAGUCCGAAUUCGUUUACGCGCGCUGCUUCUUCUUCACUGGGUGCACUCCAGCCGACGCCCAUUGGAUCCUUGCCCGGUGGACCCGUUGAUUCAUUUGCUCAAGCGACGGAUGAAAAUUUGUCUAUCUUUGGCACGAAACCCCAUGUGAUGCAUACCAUGAGUCCAGAUCCUUACCCUUGGACACCAAAUUUAACUGAGGUGUCACAUUCGGCUUGGUGUGUGAAUGGCGUCUGGGCACUGACUGUGUUGCCGUGCCGUGACCAACAAUUGGAUGUGGUGGAUGAUUUGUCUGGUCGACCCAUUUCAACAAGUGGCAAAACUUCUGAUCUCACUUGCCGACUUCGUGGAGAGCCUCCCGUCGUUCUAACGCAGCAUCUUGAUCCAGCAUAUCGCCGUCUGUUGCUCAUCUCCGCCCAGGGCCUUGUUCACUUUCGCCUUCCCAGCCCGUUGGUUCGGUUGAAAAAUUAUUUGACACGGGAAAUAUCCUCGCGCUCCCUCAACAAUUGCAUAACAGCAGACGGUUUACUGGAUUCUUAUGUCGGUAGUCCCCUUCGUUUGCUCGCCCCGCAGGUGGACGCAUCAACCGGAGAGGCGACGGGACCCAAUGCACUCUUCCUCUCGUCGUUUCUGCACCAAUUCAGUCCGGAUGAGGCAAUUUGUGCAGCACUCGUCAUCGGGGCCUCUCAGUCUGACUGGAAUGGUGCGAGCCCUUCGGGCGUGGAUCUUGGUGUAGAACAGGCUGUCCUAUAUUUUGCCGCGCAAGCAGCCCAGUUUUGGAUCCCUGCUGUAAAGCGCCCCAACUUGGACACAAACCUGGGAUAUCGUCCUCUUCGCUCUUCCCAAUAUUUGACGCCUGCAACCUCCCAUCCUCAGUCGGUGGACAAAACGCUCUCCAGUGGUCUUUUCCUCUUCAACGGCCUAUGCAUGUUCCUCGCUCGGAUGGGCCGCACGUUUUGGCGAAGUCCAUUGUUCCGAGACGCAGGUGCUCUUUUCACCGACCAACAGAACCCCGGAUCCCAUGAGUCUCGUGGGCUUCGUUCGUGGAUGCACACGUUUGUCAGCGUGCUCGCUUCUGCCUCUCCUUUGCGAACUGCUCGUACCGCGACUGAAACAAAGCUGCCAAUCAUUUCCCGUUUGGAUUCUGGUGAAAUCAUAUGGCUCAUUCAACAGAUCAGCUUCCUGCAAAAGUUCCUUCGACGUCAGUUGGACGUUCGUGGGGGUUGGCUACGCGCUACCGUCACAUCACCAACCAAAUUUGGUGGGGACACUCCGGGAGGCGGUGAUCGGAGCGCACAUGUUGAUAUGGUGCUACUCCAGCGACUAGCCGAGGAUUUGGACAAACUUUUAUCCAACAUUUUAGAAAUUUUAUCCUUCUGGUGCGUGUUAAGCGAGCAUGCAAUCCACAAAGUCGUCGAACGUAUGACCAACGAGCAACGGAAUCUCCUGCUCCAGGUACCAUUUGAGACAUAUGCUCUGAGUCUGAGUGAUUCCUCCUACAUCUCCGAUCCCUCGAUUGCUUGGAAAGAUCGCACCUCCCCUACAGCUACUACAGCCCAGCUGGGCACCGCGAGCAGGGGUUUGGAACUCAUCUCCGCUCUCAUCAAUGCUUUAAUCGACUACUACUUGAUCGAGAGCGAACAAGAUCUUGACAGUGGCAUCAACUUGGAUGGAAUCACGGCGCGUCUCCAAGCUGCCUGUCCCACUCUGUUUGCGAACGAGGAUGCCAUGACGGCCAAGGCUAGUGAGUGUUUGAUACAGGCCAACUUAUUGCGAUCUACGUUGGUUUCCGAGCACGGCAUCAGCCGUACGGAGCUAUCGCUGUCGGAACCAGUUUCACAAGACUUACUUUCCCAGGUGGAUAAGCUCGUUACCCAAGCGCUGGAACUGUACCAUGAAGCAGGCCCGGCCAUUGAUCUUGACAGCACCGUACAACGCUUGGAAUCUGUCGGAUCCUGGCGAGGCGCGGUCGCUUUGUGUUUGGCGGUAGCCUCCAAGCGGGAUCCAAAUAACAUUGCCGUGGAAUGUCUGAAAACCGGACGUCGUCCCUCCUCGGAACCGCUGCACCCCGGUGGGAAAGUUGGCCGAUUGAAUCGCCGCCAGGCAUUUGCUCAUUCGGAAUUGGCCGCCACCGAAGGGCGAUACGACGCAUACCAUCAGUUAGUGCGAUGCAUCGAACAUCUGUGGGAGUUGACACAUCUUCCCCCUAGCAACGUCGAUCUGCUCAAUCAGACUUCUGCGUCAUCCAAACUUGAUGGUACAGGCGCACGUGAUCUUGGGGCGCAAGCACCAUCAUCAGGCGUGCAUAUGGCCGAGCUGAACCUAACCCCCUCAUCUGCUCGUUCCUUACUAAUGACCAUACUUCGAGAUAUCAUUCAGUCUGAUGAUAUCUUGGCGCACUUCGAAGUUCUUGGAUGGCUUCUAGCUCAUCGGUUAACGGACACAGCCAUUGGCCUAAAUUCUCCGCACCUAGAGGCUUAUUUGCGUUCGCGCCUGCGUCAGACUCCAGACGAUCCUGAUUUGCGAUCUCUUCUAUGGUGUACACUAGAGCGUCGUGGAGCCAGACUUGAAGCUGCCCAGGUGUUGGAGCAUCUUGCGGUCACUCCUUGCCGUCAGCUCACUUUGGACGCACGACUGGAUUUUCUGUCAAGAGCGAUCGUUUCGGUAAAAGCUUUGCCAGCCGGACAGCAAAAUUUGGACUACUUGCAUGAUUUAGAAUCACGGCUCGAACUGGCUCAACUGCAACAACAGCUCCAUGUCGAAUUGAGCCAUCUCUCCUCUCCUACGUCACCCACCUCUCUCCGCAUGCGGUCUCCUCGUGGACCCACUGAUGGCGACUUGUCAGAUGCUCUGUAUAGACUCAGCCACGGUCCUUUACUCUCCUUGAGUGAUAUGUUCACUGAUUAUGCGGAUAAAUUCGGUUUACACGAAUCCAAAUUGGCUCUCCUGUGGACCGGGGAUUCUGAUGAUGAGGCUCUCAUCACAGCAAUAUGGCGUGAUUUAUUGCGUCACGUUCUUUACCAUGGAAAUAAAGACACAUCUUUUCAAGUAACUUCUUCGUCUCCACGGGGAACGGUGUCGGAAGCUGGUCGACAGAACUCUGCAGAGUCUUCUCGUCGCCUAACCGAGAUCGCUUUGGUUGAUUGCCUCUCGCGUUUAUGGUCUCGUUUUGCUCCUGACAAUCGUGUAUCGUCCACCAAGUCGCAACUCUUCUUCCCACUUCUUGAAAUCGUUUCCACUCUGGAAUAUCACGCAAUCCGACAGAGAUUACCUACCGACUGGGUCCCCACCGUAUUACGUGACGCUCGUUUGACCUGCAGUGCUAGCGCCUUGGAUGCUUACGAUUCGCUGCUACAUUCCAAGGACAAACUUUGGCGCCAUUCUGAAGUGCGUGACCGCCUGUUUGUCGCGUUCGUCACAGUGAUUGAAGACUUUCUGAGCACAGUAUCCGUCCAACUGCCGAUGCGACAGCGUAUGCUUCAGACUGGCCGCAUCUUGGACUGUGUCAUAAGCAACCUGGUGGACUUAAAUGCGAAUCCCCUCAAGGCGGACGAGGAGACUUCCAAGGGUGUACGUGCUCCCAGUGUGAUUGAUCGCCUUCGUCAGGUACACGAUCAGUUACAACGGUUUUACCGAUGAUGCGGAUGAUAUGAGGUGCUGAAAAUCCUAGGCAUCCGUCACUGUGUGCAAGCUGUUUCUCUUCACUGUAAAUUCUCUUCUUGUAUGUAACAUUGUUACAAGUGUUUGCAGAUUACAUUCCCCUUCAAUUUCGAUC